Messenger RNA from Cannabis sativa, 1114 nucleotides. RefSeq lists its product as uncharacterized. The record is from RefSeq and is a predicted model, not a curated record. The transcript has 3 exons. Gene Ontology annotation, molecular function: hypoxanthine phosphoribosyltransferase activity; magnesium ion binding. Bases 133 to 687 code for a protein of 184 amino acids. Lineage: Eukaryota; Viridiplantae; Streptophyta; Magnoliopsida; Rosales; Cannabaceae. Gene Ontology annotation, biological process: guanine salvage; purine ribonucleoside salvage; IMP salvage.
AACCCUAACAAAAACCAAAAAUACCUAUAAUACCUCUUCUUUCACUCUCAACUCAGCUUAGAGAGACUGAGUUAGUUAGAGAGAGAGAGAGUCCAUACUUCGACGGAUUCAUCGUCGGCGCCGGCGCCGUAGAUGGAGUCCCACAUCGAAACUAUUCUGUGGAACCAAAACCAGAUCGCCAGCCGAGUCACCGAACUCGCGGCCCAAAUCUCCGCCGACCUCCUCGAUUCUCCACCAGCUGCCUUCGUAGGCGUAGCCACUGGUGCAUUUCUCUUCCUAGCCGACUUAGUCAGGCAAAUCAAUCUCCCAAUCACCGUUGAUUUCAUCCGCGUCGAAUCCUACGGCUGUGGAACCGAGUCCAGUGGUAAACCGAGAAUCUCAUCCGAUUUGAAACUCGAUGUGUGUGGAAAGCACGUUAUCUUGGUUGAAGAUAUAGUGGAUUCAGGAAGAACCUUAGAGUGUGUGAUUGAACACAUGAAAUUGAAAGGAGCUUCGUGUGUAUCAGUGUGCACAUUUCUUGAUAAACCUUCUAGAAGAAAGAUUCAUCUUCAACUUGUUGGUCAGGCCAAAUUUUACUCUGGUUUUCAGUGUCCUGAUUAUUUUGUGGUGGGAUAUGGUAUGGACUUUGCUGAAUCAUAUAGGCAUCUCCCUUAUGUUGGUGUUUUGAAGCCUCACCUUUACAAAUGAUCAUAUUCCUAUGCUCAUCAACUAUUCACAUUGCUUCUAUUUCCCCCCCAUAUUUUUGUAAUCAAAUAUUGCUACAAUUGGCGUAACUAGUUUAAUGCUCGUCGAGUUCUUAGUGUUCAUUCUUAACCGAAAUAUCGUAGAAAUUCGGAUAAGUUAUCUCGGGGAUGAGUACCACUCCAAUUGUCUGCAGUGAUUAGUUUCUUAUUACAGAUUUUGUUUGGGUGUGUUUGAAAUGAUGUUCAAAAGCCAAACAUUAGAGAGAAUGCUUUUGUUGGUUGAAUAAUAUGUUAAUACUUCAAAAUUAUAAACUAAUUUAAUGCCAUGGCCGACUGUAACAUUAGGCUCCUUCAGAAAGUUCUGGUGUGCUUUUUAGGUGUUAUAAAACUCAGAUAUGAAAAUAAUUUAGUAGGAGUUUUUUCUUCUUUUA